AUGGUGACGCCGCCGACUGCCCAGCAAUGGGAGCAACACCGCUCCGUCAUUGUUGACAUGUACUCGCGCCGGCCGUUGAAGGCGGUCCGGGCGCACAUGAGGGAGACGUAUGGGUUCUUGGCCACGGAUCGUAUGUUUAAGGGUCGCUUCAAGACGUGGGGAGUCGAAAAGAACAGACGGCAUAGACGAGAUGCGGGGGAUGGUGGGCCAGACAGCCGAGAACAAUCACCCGCAGGACCAUCACAACCAGCUCCCUUGCCAAACGCCCUCGACAUCCCUUCUCACGAUAGCAUCAUCCCUCGCCGACUACCACCAGACCCCGCUCGUGCGAUAACGCCACCGGAAGAGUCCCCUAUAAGCAACGAUGCCGCCUCUGAAUACUCGGAAACACUUUCUCCACGUCCACAACCUUGGCCAUUGACGCCGGCAACUACGGUAGGGGACCUCUCUCCUACCGGCUCUCAAGAUGGCGAAAACCUCACAACCCCACAGACAUGCCAAGAGAUCGUGAGACUAGCCAGCGAAAUACUCGCGACACUAGUUGCGGAACGCCGAGACAGGCCAGCGCCCGAUGAUCACGUCGAUAUAUAUCAGAGCCUCCACUCCAAACUUCGAUUCGAAAGUCAACUACGAAGCUCUCUUGUAAAUCGUCAACUAAAGGUGGGGGAAUGCAGAACGGUUGCCGGGAAGACAGUCGAAGAGAUGAUCACAUCAUUCCACGCGACGGUACCAAUCGGGGUCUUGAGCACGUUGAACCAGAUAACGAAUUGGACCACGAUCCAAGAGCUGGUUACACUUUUAUUUGAGACUUCCCAAACAAAUCCAGGGACCCACCAUGAUUUUGCUCAGCUUAUACGAAAGCUUCGCCAUCUUGUUUUUAUCACAAACCACGAAGAAUUUCAGUCAUCCAUGGAACAGAUUUGCUACCGUCUUGAAGAUAGAGUAGAAGAGACCCUGGGCUCUAUCAGUCUUGUCGGCUUUUAUCUCAUCCUCCUACUCAACGCAAGAAAGGCUAAAUCCAUCCAUAAGACGGACAAUAAAAUCCGGAGGAAAUCUCUCGAGAUCACCCGACACGUUACACUACACCACGAAGACCAACCAAAGGUUGUGCUGGAUUUUCAUCGAUACGUUAUCGCGUAUCUGUCAAUAGUGGCACCUGGGGAGAAGGAUGUCUUGGACAUGGCGGAGGUGUUCUACAAACGCGCCCAGGAAUACUUUGACUUGAACGAGCACGUGGAGGGGUCACACGCGAGGCUCUACUACGGGUCCAGCUGCGCCUACUUGGCGGAUUGCCGCUACGUUCGUAAUAACACGGAGGACCGCCACCAAGCUCGCAGUCUUCUUUUCCAGUCCAUAUGGUGUUAUGCGAACGCUCCUUGGGCCAACAGAGCAAACGCUGAACGUCAGAUGAAGAAGUUGAGGGAAUGGUGUGAGGAGGCGAACGACACGGAGAGACUGGAUAUGCUGCGGGAUAUCGAAGACAUGAUGGGAGAGGAGGCUCGCCAGAGAGGUGGUCCUUUGAUCCCUAGGGCAGCGGCACCUUGA
This is a messenger RNA of Colletotrichum gloeosporioides, 1545 nucleotides long. RefSeq lists its product as uncharacterized. The record is from RefSeq and is a predicted model, not a curated record. The transcript has 2 exons. NCBI's taxonomy places the organism in Eukaryota, Fungi, Ascomycota, Sordariomycetes, Glomerellales, Glomerellaceae. Bases 1 to 1545 code for a protein of 514 amino acids.